Strongylus vulgaris is the source of this 489-nucleotide messenger RNA. The record is from the annotation of a GenBank genome assembly. Lineage: Eukaryota; Metazoa; Nematoda; Chromadorea; Rhabditida; Strongylidae.
GGGAUGGUGAAGGAUCUUGUUAUCAAAUGUAGGGGCCUACCCUAUUCUUGUGAUGAAAGUAGUCUCCGGAAGUUUUUGGGUGACAGUGGGAUCAGCAAAGUGAACAUAAUUAUGCGCGACGGUAAAGCUGCUGGGGACGCCUUUGUGCAUUACAGUAAUGAGGAUGACUACAAGAGAGCAUUGAAAAAGGAUAGAGAACACAUGGGGCAUCGUUACAUCGAGGUGAUGCCUGCAGAUCAAGAUAGCUCAGGCAGUGGUCGUGGAGGCUCUGGUCGUGAUCGUGAGAGAAGCAAUUUCCGCGAUCGCCGUGAACGCGAUUACGGUGAUUAUGGUCGUGGUACAUCUCGAAUGAACAUGAUGAUGCCUGCUCCGUAUGGUGAAGGAGUUGUCCGACUGCGUGGGCUUCCCUACGGAGCACGUGAAAGGGAUAUCUAUGACUUCUUUGCGCCACUGAAUAUUGUACCGGCCUUCUUGUACGAUUCCGUGUGA